UGCGCCCCUCAGAUCAACUAUCAGAUGGUUGCAUUUCCUCAUCAGUACGGACCGCAGACAGGCUUUUCCGGUCAUUCUGUGGGUCCCGGUGAUCGCUGCUGCUGCUGUGAUGAAGAGGAUGAGACUGUCCUGUAGCGGAUCAUCUCCAAGACCGGACUGUUGACGACUCUCCCCUUUUCUCUUCGGAUCUUAAGAAACCGACAAAAAGCUCCAUGACUCUCCACUGUGAAGACUAGAACACAUCCAGACUGCUGUAGUUUAUAAUCCUGACAGGAUGGGGGGGUCACUCUGGAUUUCCCAUGGUGCCACCGAAGUGUUCAGAGGAAGGAGCUUCAUCACAGUUCUACCUCUGGCUUUAUUGUUGUCAACAGUGAGAGUCAGUGCACAGUUAAUAGGAAGCCCUCUGGACUGCAAGACUUGUGUGUGCGCCAGCAACAUCGUCAGCUGUACCAAAAUGAAUCUAACCAACGUUCCCACCACUCUUCCACAAUAUACAGCUGUUCUGGACCUCAGCUUCAACACCAUUACCAAGCUACGUGCUGAGUGGACCACCAAAACACUCAGCAGACUACACAGUCUGCUGCUGAGCCACAACGGCCUCACCUUCCUCUCGUCCGAGGCGUUUGUGUAUGUGACAAAGCUACGUUACUUGGACCUUUCCUCCAAUGGCAUCCGCCAGCUGGACGAGUUCAUUUUUGAGCCGCUGGAGCACCUGGAGGUGCUGCUGCUUUACAGCAACCGCAUCUCUCAGAUAGAUCGCACUGCCUUCUCUGGCCUCGUCAACCUGCAGAGGCUCUACCUGAGCCAGAACCAGAUCUCACGUUUCCCUUUGGAGCUGGUGAAGGAGCGGAGCCGGCUGGAAACUCUUAGACUCCUGGAUGUGUCCUCCAACCGAAUCAAAGCCCUGCCCCUCUAUGAGCUUCAGGCUCUGCCCGCCUGGAUCAAGAAUGGCCUGUACUUCCACAACAACCCUCUGACCUGCAGCUGUGAGGUGCAUGACAUGGUGGCACGGUGGUACCUCAAGGGGCUCAGCUCAGCCACGGACUUCAAGGGCAGCCACACAUGUGUGUUACCAGGCCAACAGAAAGAGAAAAUGGUCAUACUGGACCUGGACAAGGUCUAUUUGAACUGCAGUGAGGUCAAAAUGAUGGACAAAGAAAGCUAUCUGGAGCAGUUCCUGCUCCUGGACUGUGACACCAGGGAGAAGGACAUGAAGAAGAGCUGGGCGCUGCCUGGAAACAUCCCACUGUCUCCAGCACACAAGACUGCUUUGAUGCGUCCAGAUGGCAGCCUCCAGAUUGGACCCCUGAAGGCAGAGGACUCAGGGGUGUACACCUGCUAUGCCACCAGUGACUCAUUUAAUGAGACGCUACAUGUAUCUGUAAUGGUGAUUAAUUCCACCAAGAGUGGUGGACUGGAGAACCUAAAAACGGCCUAUACCACCCUCGUAGCAUGUCUGGUCAGUUUAGUUAUGGUUCUCAUCUACCUCUAUCUCACACCCUGCCGCUGCGCCUGUUGUCCAGGUCAGGGCCUGAAUAAAAGCGAUCCCAGAGACAGCCUCCACUCUUCAACUGUUAGUAUCACUCAUACACACGAGGAGACGGGGCAAGAAAGAAUGGAAGGCGGGGGCUUCGCCUACAGACAUGUGGCCUUCCUGCAACCCAAGGACCAGCUGGAGCAGAACGGGAGGUUGAACCCAAUAGGCGAGGAAGACGAGGAGUGGCAGGGGGACAGCAGGGAGAGAAGGAGGUCUGACGCAGAGUCUGUCAGCUCUGUGUGCUCCGAUACCCCCAUGGUGGUGUAAAAGGGUAAGACAGUGACGGCUCGAACCAUGUGGCUGCUCCACAGAGCAAGAGUGCAAGAAUCAAAAGCUUUAGUUGGCUCUUAGAGCUGUUGGCACUGUUACAGUAGCAUAUACUGUUAAUAUAUGAUAAUAAUAUUAUAUUAGAGCAAUGUCUUGAUAAAAACAAUUUAAAACACCCCAAAACAUUCUGAUAACGCAGAGAAAUGUGGUUAAAAUUAUUUGUGACCUAAAAUAUUUUGACGUAUGCAUUUAUCUCAGUUGUCACACACGAUUGCAAUUGUUAUUUCUAUUACUUAACCUAAAUUACCUUUUGAAAAAUGCAAUUAAUGCUUCUAUUGUUUUCAAAUAGUUUUUCAUUUUACUGCAAAUCAUUGGCUGGCCCUGCAAGAAAUUGAUAUGCAAGUAAAAAUACAAGACUUUAAAAUAUUUAAACUUCAAAAAAGUCCUAUUAACUCUUAGCACUAACAGCAGCAUGAAAACAGCUUGCUUCUGAAUAACCUGAGGCUGUAAUUUAAAUAAAGGUUAUCCAGCUUUUUUAUGCACUGGGGAUCACAGCACUACAAAGAUUAUAAGUUUUAAAGAUGUUGGACAAAGGUUGCUGCUUGAAAGAGAAGCUAUUUUUUAUGCAGAGCUUGAAAAGUAUUAACUCUGCAAGAUGUUUAAUAUUUAUGCUAUGUUUUACAUUCCUGUUUGGUUUUGUCAGCCUUCACAGCACACAAUACUGUAAGGAUUACUCUUAUGCAAUUUUAUCUAUUUAUAUUAUUUUAGAUUUGAGUGUGAAUUAAUGCUCAAUUAAUAAUAUUUGUGUUUGCAGUCCUUGAGUUUUUGUUGAAGUGUUUUUAAAAAAAAAUAUUACUUUGUAUGCAAGUCUUUUUUAAGUAAUUUGAGAUUCCGCAUAAUUACAGAAUCAUUAGCCCAGCCUUUUCUGAAACAUUGUAUUUUUUACUGUAAUUCACUUUAUUCAGAAAUCAUAAUUUCUAUCAAAUUUAGUUUGAAAUGUUUCUCCAUAGCAAGAAAAAACAGACAAACAGAUAAACCAGACUAUACAUCCAGUGUUGUGGCAGUUAUUAAUAUAACGAUGACCAAAUACACACUGUGGGUAUUACUGGCUGAUAUCUAGUUGUUUACAUCAAUAUAAAUACAACUAUUGACUGUUAACAGACAAAUGUACAUGAAAUAUCGAUUUAAGAUUAGCCAGCUUUUUUGACACAGUAAAUGUAAUUGCACGGUACGUUCCAGUUGACACGGCAAAAAAUAUGAAACAAAGAAACACCAGAGUUCCAGUAAUUGUUAGACAAAGAUUUGAAUUUCCUGAUUGUGUGCUUAUUCUAACCAUUUUAGGUCUAAUAUGCAGUAAUGCCCCUUUUUAAAGAGACUUCAUUAGUACAUUAACAUAACCUGAAGGGUCUGGAAAAAUAUCACAGUUAAGCGCUGUCCACUGUCUGUGUACUGUAGCUGCUGCAGAUUUCAGGCUCAAUUCUUCUUUAAACUGUUUAGAAAGGGUUUAUCAUUUAAAAAAAAAAUACUAUAAUGUCAGUUCUAGUUUAGACUGGAUACAUGACAGUGCGUUCAAAUUACAAAAAUAACCCUACUUUAUUGUUACAAUGCAGUGAAAACAAUAUGUUACAGUUACAGUAAUAGCAGCUGGGAAGCAUUGCCCAAGGGAAACAACUGAGAGCGAGUACCAAAUAGAAUGAAUGCUUCUGGGCAUUAGUGCCCAACCCUCAACAAAUCAGUAAAUGCCAGCCAGCCAACCAGCCAGCCAGCAGUCUCAUAAACACAGUCAGAAAUAGCAGCUAGUUGUGCAAACAACACAGGCUGCCUGACGCGGAUGAAAUAGCAAGAAGUAGCAGAUUUCAAACACGUCUUAAUUUCAGUUACGUUUCUGAAAUACCUUUCAAUUGUUGAUUUUAGAGGCUCACAUCAUAACUUGAAUGGUGUCAGAACAAAAUGGUAUAUGCCCACAAGGAUAUAAAUCAGGAAAUAACAGAAAAUAGAGACCGGUACAAAUAAUGUUUU
This is a messenger RNA of Perca flavescens (yellow perch), 3823 nucleotides long. RefSeq names its product amphoterin-induced protein 1-like. Lineage: Eukaryota; Metazoa; Chordata; Actinopteri; Perciformes; Percidae. The transcript is spliced from 2 exons. Gene Ontology annotation, molecular function: protein binding. Gene Ontology annotation, biological process: brain development. Gene Ontology annotation, cellular component: membrane. Bases 275 to 1804 code for a protein of 509 amino acids. The record is from RefSeq and is a predicted model, not a curated record.